Molecule: messenger RNA, 2119 nt
Organism: Bufo gargarizans (Asiatic toad)
Lineage: Eukaryota; Metazoa; Chordata; Amphibia; Anura; Bufonidae
Product: Fc receptor-like protein 5
Exons: 9
Coding region: 56-1834 (592 amino acids)
Source: RefSeq, a predicted model, not a curated record
CUUCUCACUUCUCCUCAUUACUUCCUCUUUGGUUGUCAGUGAGAGCAGCAAGAAUAUGAGGUCUCUCUGCGUCCUGUGUGUCUUCCUGUCCAUGGUGCAAGGAGAGGAUAUAUUCACCCGUUCAGGCUCCGAUGUUCUCCUCCCCCUGAGAUAUAACCUGAGCACGGAAAAAGACAAGUGUGAUGUGUUUAUCUGGGAAUGGAGCUACAAUGGAUCCUCAUCAUCACCGAUCUCAAGAAGUGUACGCUGCAAGAUGAGAAGAUACAACAUCACCAAAUUCACUAAUGAUAAUACAUCAAAGGACGGACACCUGACCCUAACAGCCGUCACCAAAAACAACAGCGGCAUCUAUACCGUCACCGUACGCAAUGUAGGAGGAAACCUGAUCUUACAAGAAAAUUAUAAUCUCCAAGUACAAGAACCGGUAUCAGAGCUUCUCCUGAAUGUCUCCUGUCUUCCGGACGGUGGAGCUGACAUCGUGUGCAGGACUGAUGUUGGAGAUGAUCCCAAGUUUUCCAUUAUGGUAAAUGGUGGUUUCAGGCUGGAGAACUCUACAUCAUCCAGGACUGUGGGUGAUGCCAAUGAGGUCAAUGUCCCUGCGGUUUCACCUGGACCUUGGAAUAUUACAUGUUCUGUGAGAAACCGGGUCAGCGAAAGUGAGACCAAUAAAAAGGAAGUAAUAUGUCCAGUCCCACCGUCUGACCUGGUCCUGGAGGAUUUGUGUCUCCAAAAUGGCAGCCUCCAGGUCUCUUGCUCCGUGGAGAAUGGAACAGAUCUCCUCUUCUCUCUGUCUGUGAAUAACACAUUAUUGGAAGAAAGCACAAAGGAACAGAAAAGGGUUAUUGUCACAUUGUCAUCUUCCGGACCCUGGCAUGUUAACUGUUCAGCUAGAAACGAUCUCGGGGAGAAGAGUAAGACCAAGUCAUAUCCGGCUUGUCCAGUGCCACCAUCAGACCCAGUACUUGGGAUCUCGUGUUACAAUGGCAGCCUCCAGAUCUCUUGCUCCGUGGAGAAGGGAACGGAUCCCAUCUUCUCUCUGUCUGUGAAUGGAAUAUUAUUGUUGGAAAAUGUCCAAAAUGAGCAGAAAAUGGUUAACUACACGUCAUCAUCAUCUGGACCUUGGAAUGUUUAUUGCUCUGUGAGAAACAAUCUCGGAGAGAAGAAUAAAUCUGUGACAUACCAGACGUGUUCAGUUCCUCUCUCUGCACCCAUUAUUAAUGCCACCUGUCAAAACGAUGGAACGGCAAGAGUCGUCUGUGAGGUAGAAAGAGCGAGCGAUGCCACAUAUGCCUGGAGUGUGAACGGGAAACAUUUUCACCUCCGCCAUGCUCCAAACAUCACUAUAGAUGCCUCAGAAUUUGCAUCUGGUGCCAUAAACGUCAGCUGUUCUGCAGAGAACUCUGUCAGCAAGGAAAACAGUAGUAGCAAGGAAAUCUUCUGUGAUGCUCCAGUAUCAGACCCUGUACUGAAUGCCUCAUGCCUCGGUAAUGGCAGUGCUGCUAUCACCUGCUGGAUUCUUGGUGGGACAAAUCCCAAAUUUAACCUGACUGUGAAUGGAGACGUCAUUCAAUUUCCUAAUAAUUGUACCUCUUGUUCUUGGUUUAACUAUACAAUCUCCUCAAGAGGUCCAUGGAAUAUUUCCUGUUCUGUGGAAAACAAGAUUAGGAAGUCGAUGAGUAAUAUUCCAAGUCAUUCCUGUCCUGUGCACAGUGAAUCUUCCUGUUUGAGUUGCCUGGAGAAGUCAUUAAUCGGAGGCGCUGUGGCCCUGAUUGUGACGACUUCUCCGCUCCUCAUCGCCUAUUUUUACAUCGGACAGAACGCAAAAAAAGAAUGAUGAUGCUUCUUCCUCGCCACGUUCUUGAAUAUGAACGGUGACCAGAAGACAAGAUUGAUUGCUCCAGGCCAGAGCAAGCAUUUGAACAAAGCUCAUGUCCCUCACCAUGUUGUCGUUUGGACAGAACUGUCCUGGUCAGAAGCUUCUGACCACCUGAGGUUGUACAGACCACUCCGACUUGAAGCCAAUGACUCUUCUACAGUGCGGCCUGUUUCUCAGGUCUGGUCAUUCUGCUCAGGGUGAUGUCAGUGGUUAUGACGCUCAAUAAACUUAUUAUACACUUUA